This is a messenger RNA of Branchiostoma belcheri (Belcher's lancelet), 2225 nucleotides long. Its product is annotated as basic helix-loop-helix domain-containing protein USF3-like. The coding region runs from base 101 to 2206 and encodes 701 amino acids. The record is from RefSeq and is a predicted model, not a curated record. Lineage: Eukaryota; Metazoa; Chordata; Leptocardii; Amphioxiformes; Branchiostomatidae. Gene Ontology annotation, molecular function: protein dimerization activity. The transcript has 7 exons.
UGAUCCGGUUAUGGUAAUUUGUCAAAAUGGCGGCAUCCAAGUUCGUCUCCGAGCCCACAACCUACAAGAAUCCUGCUAAUUUUGCCUUAUAAGUUUCAUUAUGUCCUCAGUGGCGAUGAUAAGAGGAAGAGUAGGAACCGAGGGAUCAGAAAACGUCGGAACGGAGUUGGCGCGCGAUCUCGCCGCCGAACAGAAGGACCAUCCCGCAGGCCAAGCCCAGGUGAUGGCAUCUCAACCUGAACAAAAGUCCGACUCGGGAGGGAACAACAGCCCUGGUGGGCCAGACUCCGCCUUGGCACAGCAACAAGCCGACAUCAUUCUGGACCAGUCAGCUGUGAACGUGGCAUCUAUACCAGGCGCUGGGCUUCAGCAGGGCGUGGUUCCCGUCCAGCUCAGUCCGGGUGUGACCAUCCUACCUGGUGUGGCGAACAAUGCUGGCCUCAUCACCAACUCUGUGGAACAUGAGCAGAGGAGGUACAGGAAGAGGGCAGUGCAUAAUGAAGUUGAGAGAAGGAGAAAGGACAAGAUAAAUGCAGGUAUCCUGAGGAUUGGAGAACUUCUACCAUGCACACAGCAGGAGAAACAGGUUGUGAGUAAACGAGGUAUUCUUGACAAGGCGUAUGACUACAUUGUGAAGCUGAGUAAGGAACAUGAACACAUGCUGAUGAAUGGAGGGUCACCUGUGCAAGCAAUGGAGAUCAAGAGACUGAGGGAGCAGAUCAACGAGUUGACCGUGGAGAAGGACAGGUACGAGAAAGUGCUGAAUCUGCACGGGAUCUCCAUCAGCCACGACCCCACCCUGAUGUGGAAGGGCAAGACCAAGGCCGUCAGUCCCGUUGGGCCGUACAAGUCUGUCACGCCGCUGGUGAUCCGUCACGUCAAGACAGAGAGCCAGCAGGUUGUGUUAGGCAGUCCGCUAGCAAGUGGACUGAACACACAGGCGAACAGUAAGGGAGGGGAAAUCCCACUUGUGCAGACACCCAACGGGCUGCAACAGGCUGUCCACACAGGGAUGUCUGGACUUCUGAUGACGAAGCCAGCGGCUAGUUCAUCAGUGGUUGGCCAGCAGGUCCCUAUUGGUCAGACGGUUGUCAAUCAGGCCGGAGGUCUGGUCAACCUUGUCCAAGUCCCUACGCCAGCUGUCAAAGUCUUCCCUUCCAUUGUGGGGAGUUCAGCAGGGCCCGGAGCCCUUCAGGUCAACCCUACAGUCAACACAGCAAACAUGUCGCUUGUUUCGCCACUGAUGAGUGCAGGGAGUGGAGCGGUGCUCGGCUCGCAGCCCUGUGCCUCCACAGUACAGACCAGCAUGGCAAAAGUACCACAAAACACAGCAGUUCAGGGUGCCAUGGGACCCACUGUCAUCCCAAUUCUAGGGAGUGCACCGAGUGCCACUGUAGGUUCAUCCCAGGCAAUAAACACACCGUCGUCAGUAUCUCCCUAUCUCAUACAGCCACAGAACUCUCUACUGGGACAGAACGUCCUGGGCACAAACUCUGUUCUAGUGAACACGGUCUCCCAAGUGGGGGGUGUGCAGAACCCAAGCUAUGUGACGGUCACCGUCAUGCCAAAUAAUAUGCCCAGCACACAGGAGGUACCUCUAGCCAAUGGGCAGCCAGUUCUCAUGUCAGCCGGUCAGGUGGGGAAUUCGGCUGUACCUGCCAAUCAAAUUCAGUACCUUCCUGUGCCGGGGGUUCCCCAGAACGUGCAGGGCUCCAUGAACCAGUUGAGCACGACAGAAACAGUUCAGCACCCACAGUUCUCCAACAUGCUGGCCACUCAGAACAUGAAUGCCGUUGGCAUGCUUCCCGUAAGUGCCUGUACCAACCUCACCAAUGUGUCCCAAAGCACUGCCGUGCCAAGACUGUCCACAGGGAUCACGAAUAGUCUGACAUCUCCUGUCCUAAAUAACAACAGUACGAAGCCGGUCACAAGCAUGGUUUGGUCCACCACCACUAUGCCCAGACCAGGCUUCAACAACAUUCAGGUACCGGGAGUGAAUGGCAUGCAGGUAGUAGCUGGUCCGACCAUUAACUCCAGUGGGACCCUGAAGCUGCCUCUGCCCAGUAACCCUAACGUGGUGCCCAACAUGACGGGUCCCAUGUUCACCAUCCUGCAAGGUCCUGGCAACCAGAUCAUCCUCAUGCCUGUGGUCACCAGUGCAGGAUCAGGCACCAGUCUUCCUCAAGUUGUCGUCUUCCAGCAGUGACAGCAAGAAAAAGUCGAAG